AUGUGUGGGCUGCGACUAAAACAUGCCUCUACUGUGUGUUCCAAAACUUCCUUUCUAGAACUAUGGGAUUUCUUCUGGAGCGAUGAAUGCAAAUUUCUCUUAGAAAGAUUGAAGAAUGAAGGCGAAAAUGGAGCAAUGAAUUCCACAUCCUGGACUGAGUUUGUUCUCCUGGGGUUUCUGAGCCAAACAAAGAUAGCCACCUAUGCUUUUGCUGCAAUCUUCCUUAUGUUUGUUAUUGCUUUAGUGGGAAAUGGUCUCCUCCUGCUGGUAAUUCAGCUAGACUCAGCUCUUCAGACCCCAAUGUACUUUUUCCUCAGCCAGCUGUCCUUCAUGGAUAUGUGCCAAGUCCUCGUUAUUGUCCCUCAAACAACAGUAGGCUUUGUAACACAGAAAAAAACUAUCACACUUUUUCAAUGUGCUGCUCAGGUAUUUCUCAUGCUCAACAUAGGAGGAGCAGAAUGUCUCCUUCUAGCUAUCAUGUCCUAUGAUCGAUAUGUGGCCAUCUGCAGGCCCCUGCAAUAUCCUGUUCUCAUGAGGAAGACCAUCUGCUUAUUCAUGUCAGCAGGUGCCUGGGUUACAACUUUUCUGUAUGCCUUGAUAAGAGCCAUUUAUUUACUACUUCUGUCCUACUGUGGGACAAACACGAUGAACCAUUUCAUGUGUGAAUUUCCCAUUGUGGUCAAGUUGUCGUGUUCAGAUACAUCCUUCUUUGAAAAGGUGUCCCUAUUCUUUGGUGGCAAUUUAUUCCUUCUUUUUCCCUUUUCAGUCAUUGUGGCCUCCUAUAUAUCCAUCCUUUUGCAGAUCAUGAAGGUACAGCGUUUGGGUGAAAGAAGCAACAAAGCUCUUGUUACCUGCUUGCCCCACCUGUGUGUGGUAACCAUCUUCUAUGGAUCAGCCAUAUUGAGACACAUAAAACCGCUAUCCUCUUACCCAGGAGAACAAGUGCAGAUUUUUUCUGCAUUGUGUACGAUUGCCACAUCCACAGUGAAUCCUUUCAUAUAUAGCCUGAGGAACCGGGAUGUGCUAUCGGCAUUAGGGAAGCUGUUUAAGAAACUGAAGGUACCAAAAUGA
Messenger RNA from Gekko japonicus, 1071 nucleotides. Its product is annotated as olfactory receptor 10AG1-like. Gene Ontology annotation, molecular function: olfactory receptor activity; G protein-coupled receptor activity. The transcript is spliced from 2 exons. The coding region runs from base 1 to 1071 and encodes 356 amino acids. Gene Ontology annotation, cellular component: membrane. Gene Ontology annotation, biological process: G protein-coupled receptor signaling pathway. NCBI's taxonomy places the organism in Eukaryota, Metazoa, Chordata, Lepidosauria, Squamata, Gekkonidae. The record is from RefSeq and is a predicted model, not a curated record.